Molecule: messenger RNA, 620 nt
Organism: Mercenaria mercenaria
Lineage: Eukaryota; Metazoa; Mollusca; Bivalvia; Venerida; Veneridae
Exons: 4
Coding region: 189-620 (143 amino acids)
Source: RefSeq, a predicted model, not a curated record
GGUUCUGUUUUGACUUUUCAUAACCUAGAGCCUUGAUGUGUUACCUGACAACUGCGAUAUGUUAUCUUUCAUUUACAAAAAAGAGCCGUAUAACUAUUUUUUAUCAUUACAAAUUUGAUAUUUUUCCUGCCAAGGUGCAUUUGGCGUGUUUUGGCUAGAAAUAUUUUCUUUGAGUAGUUGCAAGAGGCAUGGACAUAAUGGACGUGUCAACGGGCAGUACUAACAGAGCUUGGAACAAAAGAGCAUUUCUUAAAUAUGGAAUGAUUGGCCUCGCUGUUACAGUCAUAGUUAUAACUGUGGCGGUGGUUGAAGCAAAACGUUCAAGUGAUUUUAAAGAUUUACUUGACAAACUACCAGCAGAAGACACAGCUGCUGACUCGUCACAUCAGGAUGUACCAUGGAAGGGCACGUAUAAACUAGCAGGUGAGUUUCACAAUGUGUAUCCAAACUACACGUCCGCAUAUGACAUAACAUAUAAAUCUGCACAAUGUACGUUUAAAGGAUUGAGAGACAAUAUAAUCAUUAGAUUUAUUAUGUUGAUGUUUCAUAUAAUCUAUAUAAUCAGUGUUUUGAAAUUCAAUUCAACUAAACAUUCAAUGAUAUAUGUAAUGGAUAUGUAA